Aspergillus ruber CBS 135680 is the source of this 1260-nucleotide messenger RNA. RefSeq names its product putative dephospho-CoA kinase. The transcript has a single exon. Lineage: Eukaryota; Fungi; Ascomycota; Eurotiomycetes; Eurotiales; Aspergillaceae. Gene Ontology annotation, biological process: coenzyme A biosynthetic process. Gene Ontology annotation, molecular function: dephospho-CoA kinase activity; ATP binding. Bases 217 to 1041 code for a protein of 274 amino acids. The record is from RefSeq and is a predicted model, not a curated record.
CGCAUAUUAACGUCAAUUUCCACCUUCGCCUUUACCAACUCAUUCUACCAUCAAAAACAACCCAACUAAUCACCAAUUCCAUAAUCGCAGCGCCGGCGCUGUAACCAAUUCCUACAACUACUCUACACACAACCCGCAAUCCUCACAUAAACUCCAAACGUCAUCGCGACACCUCCAACACCACCAAUCCACAAAUCCCCAUACCAAACGCGCGCAAUGCUAAUAAUCGGUCUAACCGGCUCCAUCGCAACCGGCAAAUCAACCGUCUCCUCCCUCCUCUCAUCAUCCCCAUACUCCCUCCCCAUCAUCGACGCCGACACCCUCGCCCGCCGCGUCGUCGAGCCGGGGACCGCCGGGUACAAAGCUAUCGUUGAUUACUUUGGACCUACGACGCCAGAUCUCCUCCUCCCAGACGAUAAUGCCAAUGCAAAUGGGGAAAGUGAAGGGGGAGCACUGAAUAGACCGGCCCUCGGGAGGAGAGUAUUCGGGGACAGCGCUGAACGCAAACGCGAUCGCGGUAUUCUCAACAGCAUUGUGCACCCCGCUGUAAGAUGGGAGAUAUACAAAUCUCUCCUGACGAAUUACUUAUCCGGCAAAUGGGCCGUCGUACUGGACGUCCCGCUGCUUUUCGAAAGUGGGCUCGAUCUCCUCUGUGGAACGGUCGUCGUCGUGGGCGUCUCCGAUCCAGCGGUGCAAAUGGCGCGUCUCCGUGCGCGCGACGCGCAUCUUUCCGCUGAGGAUGCUGAGAACCGAGUACGCAGCCAGGGCGAUGUGAAGGGGAAGGUUGCGAGGGCGGAGAGUCGGGGUGUGGAUAAUGCGCGCGGGGUUAUUGUUUGGAAUGAUGAGGAUAGAGGGGCGUUGGAGGGAGAGGUGAAGAGGGCUAUGGAGGUAAUUGGGGGGAGUAGUCCGCAGUGGUGGGCUUGGGUGUUGUUGGUUGUGCCGCCGGUGGGGGUCGGGGUUGGGGUUUGGAAUGUGGUGGUGAAUUAUUUGGGGAUGAGAAGGUGGGAGGGGAAGAUUAGGGAGGAGAAGGCUAAGCUUUAAUGUGUAUUCACUGUUUGAUUAUGCGUAGCCAGAAAUUGUCUUUUACUUCGAAUUAACUCUUCAUGACUAUGACUACCUCGUCCUAACGAGCUAUCAUGGCUUGCCCCUGCUGGGUUGGAGAUAUCACUAUCCAAGGUCUGGAGACUGAAAGACCUCGUUUGGUUCGUAGUGUGUCGACCGUUGAGCCACGUUCACCCUUGCCCAGGAGCGUCAGCCGGA